GUUGUCGUCGGUAUGGUCAUGUCACAGUCACUUCCUGCUUUAGAAGCGCAGGGUGGGACAGCGGAAGUAUCUGACCUGAAUCGGCUGCCCGGGACCCUCUCCUGCCCCGCACACAGUCAUCAUCAUGCCGGCCUACCACUCCACAUUAAUGGAAGCUGACACCAAGCUAACAGGAAACAUGGCAUUGCUGCCAAUAAAAAGCCAGUUUAAAGGACCUGCCCCUAGAGAAACUAAGGAUUUGGAUAUAAUUGAAGAAGCUAUUUAUUAUUUCAAGGCUAAUGUUUUCUUCAAAAAUUAUGAAAUUAAGAAUGAAGCCGACCGAACAUUAAUAUAUAUCACUCUGUACAUUUCCGAAUGCUUAAAAAAGUUACAAAAGUGCACCUCUAGAGGCCAAGGAGAAAAGGAAAUGUACACCUUGGGAAUUACAAAUUUCCCUAUUCCAGGAGAACCAGGGUUCCCCCUCAAUGCCAUGUACAUUAAGCCUUCCAACAAGCAGGAAGAUGAGGUGAUGCGGGCAUAUUUGCAGCAGCUAAGACAGGAGACAGGACUGAGGCUGUGUGAUAAGGUGUUUGACCCCCAGACAGACAAGCCCAGUAAGUGGUGGAUGUGCUUUGUGAAGAGGCAGUUCAUGAACAAAUCGCUGUCUGCCCCUGGGCAAUAAAGAUGUGGUAUGCGAGGAACAUAGCAGUGUAACUAUGCUCAGACUGAACUAAAUCGUUCCAUUUUGAAAUAACCUUUUAUACUGUGUUGUAAUAUAAAUGACCACAGCCAAACCAUGAAAAAUACGCUGUGUGGAGAAUUAUUGAAUGUUAAGCUGGAGCUUAAUAAAAGUGAUACAUUGUUUCUGGAUUACAUUUCGCUUGGUGGGUUUGUGCUUUGCCUGUAACUCCAGUGGUUGGAGAAAUUAUCGGUACACAUCCUCUCUUGUAUGCUAAUAAAUCACAUGUCAUUGUA
Molecule: messenger RNA, 954 nt
Organism: Nanorana parkeri
Lineage: Eukaryota; Metazoa; Chordata; Amphibia; Anura; Dicroglossidae
Gene: ARPC3
Product: actin related protein 2/3 complex subunit 3
Exons: 7
Coding region: 125-661 (178 amino acids)
Biological process (GO): regulation of actin filament polymerization; Arp2/3 complex-mediated actin nucleation
Cellular component (GO): cytoskeleton; Arp2/3 protein complex
Molecular function (GO): actin filament binding
Source: RefSeq, a predicted model, not a curated record